Aplysia californica (California sea hare) is the source of this 3477-nucleotide messenger RNA. Its product is annotated as putative polypeptide N-acetylgalactosaminyltransferase 9. The record is from RefSeq and is a predicted model, not a curated record. Gene Ontology annotation, cellular component: Golgi apparatus. NCBI's taxonomy places the organism in Eukaryota, Metazoa, Mollusca, Gastropoda, Aplysiida, Aplysiidae.
AUGGCUUAUUUAUUUCGCAGCGAAAGAAGCCAGUGUGAUGAAAUAUUGGAUCACCUGAAGCAGCCCCUCCUGGACUAUGUGGCAAAACUGCGUAUUGUGCGCGUGGUCCGGACCACCAAACGUGAGGGUCUGAUCAGAGCUAGGCUGCUCGGGUUUGCUAACAUCACAGCACAGACAGCCACGUUCCUCGACUCUCACUGCGAGUGUACGGACGGCUGGCUUGAACCGCUGCUUGAUCGUAUUGCGCUGGACUACAGGACAGUGACAGUUCCUGUAAUCGAUACCCUGGACGACAAGACGCUCAAGUACACCUUCGCCGGGAUCACAGUUGGGGGGUUCACGUGGACUCUCGUCUACACCUGGCACGCGAUCCCAAAACACGAGCUAGAUCGUCGUCAUUCCAGCAUCGAUCCCAUCAGAACUCCGGCCAUGGCGGGUGGCCUAUUCUCCAUCAGCAAGAGAUUCUUUGAAGAAAUCGGCACUUACGAUGAGGGAAUGAACAUCUGGGGAGCAGAGAACCUAGAACUUUCCUUCCGGAUUUGGAUGUGUGGUGGAACUCUUGAGAUUCUGCCUUGCUCACGCGUGGGUCACAUCUUCAGAAAGAGGUCUCCAUACAAGUGGCUGACCAGCAUAGGCAAAGUGGUGGUGAGGAACAAUAUUCGGAUGGCGGAGGUCUGGAUGGACGAGUUCCGGCAUUAUUACUACACCUGGAUCAACAUUCAGGAGAAAAAGCUAUGGAUGAUGAGUAAGGAUAACGAGAUCCGACGUGAUGAUGCCUGCUACGACCACAAUGGCGGGGAGAAUGUUAUACUCUACCAGUGCCAUCCAGAAAAAGGGAAAGGUUCCCAAUACUGGAUUUACAGAGAUGACCAGACCCUGUUCCACCCGGCCUCCAAUCUGUGCCUCGAGCUGUCCACGAUGGAUGCCACCAAAGUGACAAUGAAGGAGUGCCGGGGCAGUGACAGACAAAAGUGGAUAUGGGGAAAGGGAUUGCCUAAACUUAAUGAGGAAAUACGUAAAGAGUAGCUGAUGCUGUUUAAAUGGGGUGGCUGUUUUGUUAAGUUCUGUUGAAUGUUUGAGAAUAGCAGGUUGGAACACGAGAUUGUAUGAUAAAUUGUUAUAUUUCUGUUCGUAGUGUGGGAAUCGAUGAUGACUAUGUGAAUGCGUAUGUAUGUUUAGAUCUGUAAAUAUAAUUGCUAUAUUGCCACUACAUAAUUAUUGAGAGAGAUGUUUGACUGAACUAGGACAGCCUGGUGUACUUUAUGUGUUGGUGGGUUCAGGAAUGCUGCUACUUUCCCUUCAUUUUCUUACCUCAUUGUAUCCUCUCGUUGGGAAAAAAAGAAUUUUCGAUCAAAGUAAAGUAUACCCGCCAACGCCUUUUCACGCAUCAAGAUAAUCACAGAGAGUUGUUCCAUUUUCCUGGACACCACUGUGACCCCACUGUGAUCCCCAGUGUGACCCUUGUGGUUGCCCACCUGGUCAAGCAGUUCGUGAUGUGGAGGUUUCCUUCACUUUACAUCAGAAUUCGAGCGUAUGCAUUUCAUAUUUCAUUUUGGUGCCUUAAACAUGUAUUUUUCAACUCGUGUGCCUCUUUUUGGUUUCGAUAUGCAACUACUUUGGUCACUUAUAUCGACACGAUUAUAUCGACACGAUUAUAUCGACACGAGACCAUUUGUGAAAGAAGAGCCUAAAGAAAAGAUAUAGGGAAGCUGAGCCGGGAGGGGGUGGGAACAAAGAGUAACAUGGAUGGACAACAUAAUAACAAUUCUCUUGGCCUGGGUAUAGCAGCAUGUGCAACGGCAGUUCGCGACCUUGAAGGAUGGGGGGUCUUGACACGUCAACCUCUGUAUCACAGAUGAUACCUCCAGAGAAAAGAAUGCAACUAUAUCAUCAUCUCCUGUGUAAAGCAUAACAUUAGCAUUCUAAAAAUCCAAGAAAGUCUCCGAGAGGGGUUUCAUUUCAAAUGUUUUUCUCUCACUUAUGACGCUAUGUGGGUUCAAUUCAGGGUUUGAACUCUUCAUGCUAUCACUUUUUGUCGGACAAAUGUUUAAGUGUUUCAGGUCCUUGAAGAGUCGUUUUAACUUUGACAAUGUUGCUGUUUACAAUCAAAUUACAAUAAUUUAAGAAAUGUGAUGGUGUAAUUUUUACGCAUUAUACGGUAUUGUCUCUUUCUCCUCUAAAACAUAAUACUAAGCCUUAAAACCUGGUUAAAAUUCCAUCAGUCCUCACUUUGCACCAAUUAAAACGAUCAUGCGUGCUGCUACAGAUUAUGACUGGCAAUCACAUCGACUACAUCUGAAGUUCGGGAUAAUAGGCAAGUCGUAUUUUGGGUCACUAGAAACGCAUACUUUUGUGCUCACGAUUUUCUUUUUUCUUUUCUCAGACUUCUCACUGCAGAAUAGCUGAUCUGGCAAGAUAACUCUGACUUUUGUAAAGUAAAGAAACUGAUUUUCCCUCUGGCCCUGAAGACCGGCAAACACAUUCCAAAAAUAUGCAAUGGGGCCUUCUCUGCGCAUUGAUCGUAUACAAUAGCUCUGACAGUCAGCGCUGCAGUGGCCACAUGUUGCCAAAAAACAAAUUAGGAAAACGGUGACUAUGGCAAGAAUUAGAAGGGGUCGAUCAUUUCCAAUUACCCACCAUUUACCUACAAGUCAGCUGCUUGUUUAAGCUGUCCCACAGUAAGUUGGGACCUGGUGCAGGGAUUGGUGUCAGAGGUGAAGUGGGUUCAGGCCAUACCUCUUUGAUUCAGGUUUUUGGCCGUUUCAUGCAGAAGACUAGAGUACAAUUCCUACGCGUGGAAGUUAUUUAAUCGAGUGCCUGCUUCAGUCUUUAGCUUUAGAACGUUUUACAGCUCUUACAACACCAUAUAAUCAUUAAAAUGAAAGAUUAGAGGUGUUACAAGAGAGUCAUAAACACAAAAAGGAGAAGGAGAGAUAAGGACGAUAGAUGUUUGAUAGGCAAGAAAGAGCAAACCAUACCAGAAUACCCGUUAACCACCAACGUCGUCUGUCUGCAAGGAUGCUGUAUUCCCCUCUAACUAAUGGCUAUUAGGGUUGAAGCAGCCCGCCUUCUAAAUCAUCUACACUGAGACGACCAGAGUGUAGACAUUAAAAUAUAUUGCAAUCAGUCAGUCAGCCUACUGCAUAGUGGGUCUACUUCAACAGAACUCUGGGUGUUCAAUUGAUUCUUUGUGGGCGGGUGUUCUGUUGCUUUCUAGGUGGUAUGCUUGUUACAUGUUAUUUUUUUAUUUAUUAUUUAUUCAUAAGACUGAACUGGUAACAUACCUACAGUUCUUCAACUAAAUUCUAUAUCCAAAAGAGAAAUCACGAAAGGUAGCAAAAAUUAUUAUUCUAUCCACUUUGAAAGAGAAAUAACCUUGAAACUGGAAUUUAUUGUAAUCGGAUAUCAAGAAAUAUAGUGUUUACAAAUUCUUAAAUGCUUUGUUGUGAUAUAACUCCCCCCCCCUCUCUCUCUCUC